Thunnus maccoyii (southern bluefin tuna) is the source of this 3487-nucleotide messenger RNA. It is a transcript of the gene rftn1a, whose product is annotated as raftlin, lipid raft linker 1a. Lineage: Eukaryota; Metazoa; Chordata; Actinopteri; Scombriformes; Scombridae. The transcript has 10 exons. The coding region runs from base 553 to 2694 and encodes 713 amino acids. The record is from RefSeq and is a predicted model, not a curated record.
UUCCCUAAUGAGCUAAUACAGCUUGUUGUCAACAGUGAGCUUAUUCUCCAUGGUACUUUAUCCUACUUUAUGGGUGCUCCUGUUGUCACAUCCUUUAGGAAAUAUUACUAUCACUAUGGUUGUUAUCUCCAAAAAAAAAGGGUCUACAAUAGGCUUCAUAAUCUUUUCCCAAAGUGUUCCAGUGUAUCCAACCUGGAGAGCAGCGAGUGAGGAUGAGUGUAAACCGCCCUCUCUUUGCUUCUCCUCCUCCUCACACUGGUGACAGAGAGAGAGAGAGGUGGACGGAGUGUUCAUCAGAAGCUACCCGUGAGAUUCAGCAGCAGUCAGUUGUAGUUUCUAAAUGGAGGAUUCAUGUUUUCUUCCCACUGGGUCGCAGUGUAUGAGCCGCUGUGUGUCUCAUUCCAGCAGCUGUGACGGGGACAGACAGUAAAGACAUUAGAAAGAGAGGAGAGACGCACCUCGACAGACUCCAGAGAGACACACACAGAGAGAGAGAGGAAGCUUUCAGUCCGGCAAACACUCCGCGCAAACUGGGAACGACUUGACUGAGAUAUGGGGUGUAGGCUCCCUAAGUUGCGGAAGGCAGAAGAGAGGCGAAGCCCAGGCAAUAUCUACUCCACCCUCCGACGGCCUCAGGUGGAGACUAAAGUGGGCGUGGCGUACACUUACCACUUUCUGGAUUUUCUGUUGGGGAAAGAAGAGGUGCCAGUGUCAUCGGUGCUUUGUCUCUCCUCGGUCAGAGAGCUACCUGUUCAGGUCAGGGAACUCUACGCGCAGGGUUUUGUCCUGGUUGCCGUCCAUCCGUUCGUCCAUCCCUGCGGCCCUCGCCACGCGCACAUCCAGCGGCAGCUCCACCGGGCCGUGCUGGUCCGAGAGACGCCAAGUUCAGAGAAAAGCCAACUGAGAUGGGCAAGACAUCGUCUGGAGACAGAUGUAUGUGUGGCAGGUCAUCAAGUAGCUGACCCAGAGGUGAUCCAGAGCUAUGUCAAAAGAAUCCAGGAUGUAGCGGAGCAAGGGGUGAUGUUUGUGGGCUUUCUCCAACAGCCAGGAGGAGCACCCUGCUUUAUGGGGAGCUGGGACCCUGAGGAUUUAUCCUCCCUGCACUCCAGCCCUUCCCCCAUACAUCGACACCCCUUCAGCUCCAACACCAGCCCGACAGAUCCCACAGAACCGCACCAUAGUGAUGUAGAGGCUGACCAUCCCCCCUUUGAACCUCAAGAGUUAGAUCGUGAAAGUGUCGAACAUACACAGGACCGCAGGCCUUCGCUGCCCAGAGAACCAGACUUCAACCCUCUGAAACCCAUCCAGUCAUCAGAGAUCAACACAGAGGAAUCUAAUGAACAAAUUCAAACCUCGCACAUCAGCCUCAGAGAGCCACUUGAAUCAACAAACCAACCUCAAGAUCACAGAAAAGUCAGUGAGGAUGCAGUUCAGUGGUGUUCAAAUCAAAACCCAGUAGAGAACCAGGGGAACCAGCUGUGUCCCAGUACUCCAGAAACCGCAGGAACAAUCAGACGGCAUGACCGUAGUCCGCCAGAUCUCAAAGAAUCCACAGAGAAGCAUUUUAAACUUCCAAAUCGGAGAGAAAGACGAGAUUCAGGCUCAGACAGCUGGCUCAGCUCUCCAGAACUGGAUCGUAACCGUGAGAAGAAGUCCAACCCUACCUGUGUAGACGGGCAAAGCAGAGUGACGACACACAACAACAACAACCAUAUGCGGCUCAAGAAUUCAGAGAAAGAUAAGAAUGCAACUUCACCACCAGCACAAGCUAGGAUGCAGCUCUUUGCUCUGUACAACCACACAGGAGAGCUGAACACCUCUCUGAGGUUCUACUCACUCAGGGUACCACUGCGAGUACAAAAGGAGGCAGGGCUAGUCACAGAAGUUGAUGCACAUUGGCUUGACCACAUGACUCAGCAUUUCACCAGCGGCGCUCACCUCAUCGAUGGCUUUUUCCAGCUCGGAGACGAUAAUGAUAACGGGGUUUCAUCUGUGGAUAGCGUGUUCAUCCUCCAGAGCUCUGCAGAGGAGACCACGAACGCCUCCUACGAUGCUAUCGUGGUUGAGCAGUGGACCGUUGUAGAUGGUGUGGUGGUAAAGACAGACUACAUCCCACUGCUCCAAUCUCUUGCUCCGUAUGGAUGGAGGCUGAUGUGUGUGUUACCCACACCAAUUGUCAAGACCAACAGUGACGGGAGUUUGUCGACCAAGCAAAUCCUUUUCCUUCAGAGGCCCGUUUUGCAGCGCAAGAGAAAAGACUUCAAGAUGCUGAACCUCAGGGGUCGCAGCAAGGCAAAGAAAAACUCUACUGGAGAAACGCCUGAGGAGAUGGAGGACAGGUCCCCCGUGAUGGAGACAGAGAUGGACAGGUUGAGAAGAAACACAAAAGCAGAGGAAGAAGCAGAGGGGAGGAAGAGCUGGGACAGCGGAAGGAGCGAAGGAGCGAGCCCUCAGGAAGGUGGUAAGGAGAGCGAAGGGGAUGCGCAACAUCAAAAGGGCCUCUUGCUCCUACCGGGGAGCAGGGCUUCCGUUGAAGACCAGGAAGAGGAAACUGACAUCGACAAGAUCCUUAUGUCCAAGCAGGAAAAGUCAGUGAGAUGGACAGAUAUGUGUCAGAGAGAUGACGGAGGGGUCAAGGAGGAGGUGAAGACAGAAGAGAGAAUCAAACAGCAGCUGUUUUCUGGCGUCUGUUGACACAUUGGGCACAAAACAGGCAAUAGGGAGCUGGAACCUGGUUAGUUUAUCCAAAAAAAAAAGCCUUUUGAAAGGGAUGUUUUGUUGAUUUGGAUGUUUAGUUCCUCUGUGGACAACACAGACGUUGUAUCUAUAUCACGUACUGUUGCUAAUGCGUCAAUCUGCUCUGGUUAGGGGUCUGUGAGGUUGUAGGGAAGCAGUGUUGUGCAGUUCUCUGCUUCGGGUCAGUGUUGCUACUGUAUUUGAUGUUAUAUGAAAUGAGACCGUACAAAGCUAAACAGUACAACCUAGAGCAAGUCUAUAUCCCGAGCCUUAAGUAUUAUUUUCUUGCCAAUUGUUGUAUUUUACUACUUUCUUGUAAUAGGAUUGUUAAAAAGGGAGUAUUGAUUUCACUGGGCUUGUUGUAUUUUUAUAUGUAAAAAGAAAACUUAUGAUAGAAAUAAGAGGGGGAAAGCAAACAAAGUACCUAGUACGUUAUGUUGAUGUAUUACCUUUACAUUUAAGGGUCACUUCACCCAAAUUACAAAUAAAUACAUCUUUUCAGAUAUGUCAUAAAUUUCUUCCACCUCAAUAUAAUGGAGGUGAAAGGAAUUUUGUAGCAGCAGCAGCAACGUUUUUCCUGAAUUUGUCCUGUUUAUGGUGGAUAAGCCCCUUUGCUAUGAAUAGUUUUUAUUAGAACUACUUGGUACCAAAGAAAUGGUUCCUAAAAUAAAAUUGUUAAGUGCAUUCUGUGGAUUGUCCAGAGUAAUGGGGACACUUUAAGAGAUGGAGCUGUUGACUUUUAUACGUUUUU